Mustela erminea (ermine) is the source of this 2277-nucleotide messenger RNA. RefSeq names its product transmembrane protein 40 (gene TMEM40). The record is from RefSeq and is a predicted model, not a curated record. Lineage: Eukaryota; Metazoa; Chordata; Mammalia; Carnivora; Mustelidae. The transcript is spliced from 11 exons. Bases 114 to 722 code for a protein of 202 amino acids.
GGUGUGGCCUGGCCUCUCCUGCCGCCCUCUUCCCCUGCCCAGUCUGGCAUCUGCACAGUCCACACACGGCUUUCCUGGCAGCCAACACGGGGCUCCAGACCACAGAGAAAAUCAUGGAGAUGUCAGGACCUUCCUCCCAGACUCCAGAUCAUAGUCGAGUCCAUGGAGAAACAGAAGAUCUAGACUAUGAAGAGAUGGAUUUCCACAAGCCAGGCAGGGAAGCUGGACUAUUUUCUCACGAACAACCUAAGAGAGACAAGUCUUCUACCUCCUCCUCUUCCUCCUCCUCUUCCUCCUCGUCAUCCUCCUCUUCCUCAGGUGCUGAGCAUGAGGAGCCUGACCUUUUGAAGGAUGAGCUUCAGCUCUAUCAAGUAGGUGCCCCUGGAGAGGUGGUGCCCUCUGAAGAAUCGGGACUCCGAAGACGAGGCUCUGACCCAGCAAGUGGAGAAGUGGAGGCCUCUGAGUUAAGAAGACUGAAUAUAAAGAAAGAUGAUGAGUUUUUCCAUUUUGUCCUGCUCUGCUUUGCCAUUGGGACCUUGCUGGUGUGUUAUCACUAUUAUGCAGACUGGUUCAUGUCCCUUGGGGUCGGCCUACUUACCUUCGCCUCCCUGGAGACUGUCGGCAUCUAUUUUGGGCUGGUUUACCGGAUCCACAGUGUUCUGCACGGCUUCAUCCCGCUCUUUCAGAAGCUUAGGCUGAUGGGAUUCAGGAAGACCGACUGAGGCCAGUGCUGGGCCAGCAGCCACGCUGGGCCCCAGUAUGACCAUACUGCAUCUCCUGAGUGCACAAGGGCAGAGCGCCGUCCUGGGAGACACACGGGCGGGCCAGUCUAGAGCAAUAAAGAGAGCGCUUUUCCUUCCAUGUAGUCUGAACGCUGACACCAGCCUGGACCCAGGCAUCAUUUGGGCAGUACUGGCAUUCAAUCCAGCUGCCAGGUUGGAAGGCAGAGGAAAGGUACCACACCUAUGCCCUUCGUGGUUCCUGGAUCAGCAGGAGGAUUCUAAGAUGUUACUUUCUCAGAAGACAGUAGGAGACCCCUGGGCCCUACAAGCUAUAAUCCGUGUGAGCCUCUUAUUCCUCUCAAAUUGCCAGGCCAUCCAGGUGGCCUCUAAGCCUUACAGAGUCAUCCAAGGAAAGAGAACCUACUGCCCUGAGGCAGGGAGCCAUCAUGCCAUGCCCCUAGGGUAAGCCUGAUACAGGGAGCUGCUGGGGACUUAAGCCACAGCAUCAAGGCAUCUUCUCUAGCCCCAUUGCCUAGUGCCGGCCCUGCUGCUUUGGAUUCCAACAAGAUUCAAAUAAACAUUUUCGUCCCUGGACUAAAAAAAGAGUCAGCUAAAUGUUCCUUCAGGUUUCUUAAGUAUGAGAACACAUUUGGAGUCUCCUUUGACCCCAUCUAGUCAGGGAAGGCAACUUGUCUAUUGGAUAAAGUAUAAAAGAGAAUAAAUGUACAGCCCCUCACUUUAGAGCCAAGACUCUAAUUGCACAAGUUCAGAAAGAGGGUUUUGCAAACAUUCCUAUGAAAAGAUCUGGGGCUGUUAAGUACUCUAAGCCCAACAAAUACCAAAGGAAUGAAACAGAAGCACACAUACACAAAAAUUCACUACAAACUUGGAUUGCAUAAAUGGAGGUACAGAGUCUAGAUUGAAGGAGGUGAUAGUAGUUCUUUAUACAGCUAGUCCACACCAAUAGCAUGUAUUCAGUUGUAGAUUCACAUCUCAAGAGCAAUAGUGACAAACUAGAGAACAUACAGAAGAGACCAGAGUGGGACUAUAAAGAAUGACUGAAGAGAUAAGAACUCUUCAGUUUACAGAAGAGAGAAGUGGGGCCUUCCCUGAGCUCACAGACUCUUAGAGGAUACUUUCUCAAGCAUUUAUGAUGGUUCAAGUACAGUCACAUGUUAUCUGAUUUAAUUCUCACAGCACCCUUGACAUGUCGAUCAGACUAAUUUUGCAGAAGGAGAAAGAGACUCAAGGAACUUGAGUAACUUGCUCAAGUUCCCACAGUAAGCAUGUGGCAGAGCCGCCAUUUGAACCCAAGCUUAUGUUCUCCUUAUGCCAAGCUGCCUUAUAGAGCUUGGCCGACCUAGGCCCCCACUCCAGGGAGAGCAGCCCCAAGGCAGCUGCAGUUUUCCCCUGUGUUUCCCAGACCUUGGGAUUUCUGAGUUAGAGAGUUUUUUGUUUUUUUUUUUUUUAAAUGAGGGGAGUGGUAUCUGGCUGGCUUAAUUGAUGGAGCAUUCAGCUCUGCAUCUUGGGAUUGUAAGUUCAAGUCCCGUGUUGG